AUGGCGCCUGAUGUACUUCAGCGUUUCGCCGUAGGUGGAGGAGCAUUCCCAGUAACCAAGAUGCAGGACCCCAAGGAGAAGUUUUACCGCCACUUCCAGGAAGAGGUUGUUAGCCUUCAAGAGCAGAUCAACGGCAUCGGCUCCAUAGCUCUGGUUGGUGGUGAGAGGCAAGAUGCCAUUGACCACAUUCUGGCCGGCAUCUCGAACCUCUCCAACGAGGUCGCCGAUGCCUCCGACUAUGUUCCCUCGUACGACCAGCGUAAUUACGCUCAGGCCGUCAAAGCUCUCACGGACAAGCUGAAUGAGACGACAACAAAGCUCGCCCCUCGUUCACGGUUCCAGUUCAAGCCACGCGGCGCGAGCACGGCGACCAGUGACCUGGCCGCCCCCAAGAACGACCCGCGGCUGCUCGUGGGAAGCUCCCUCGCAGACCCCCUGCCCGCAUCCCGCGGCGGCCCCGUCGUCGCCCCGGACGUGCAGACCGAGACCGACGGCCUCGGCGAGCUGCCGUCCUUCCACAAGAACUACAACGAGGAGAUGGCGCGGCCGAGCACCACGAAAGUCCGCAAGCCCAGCUUCUCCACCGCCAAGGACAUUUCCAUCUUCGGCCAGGAGGGCCUGCACAUCAUCCUGCCAACGUCGGCGGCGAGGGCGACGUCGUCCGGAGGGUUGAAAGAUCUGAAGGGGUGUGUUGUUGACAUGUCACUGGCGCUGUCUGGCACCUCCUCGUUUGCGAACCUGGCGCUUAAGAACAUUGAGAAGAGUCUGAUCGUCGCUGGCAAUGUUACCGGGCCGGCGCAUAUCACUGGUGUAUCGGAUAGCAUCAUCGUCGUGUCCGCGCGGCAGGUGCGCAUUCACGAGUGCAAGAACGUCGACAUCUAUCUGCACUGCUCAAGUCAUCCCAUCAUCGAGGACUGCUCCAACAUGCGCUUCGCGCCGCUCCCGGCCAGCUUUGUGCUGAUGAUUGCGCAGGACACCCCGGAGGACCCUGUCAAGAACCAGUGGGAUCAGGUUGACGAUUUCAAGUGGCUCAAGUCGGAGCCUAGCCCGAACUGGAGCAUCCUGCCCGAGGACCAGAGGCUGCCGGACGAAAUCUGGACAAAGGUCGUCCCGGGCGAGCGCGGGAAGGAUCUGCACGACAUCCUCAAGGCCUUUCGUGAAACCCAUCCGUCCAGCGAUCCGUCACUCCGUCUCCAUCUUGUCGCCCGUUCCGCCCUCCUCGUGACCAAACUUGACGCCCGCAUCCCUCAGCCGAUCCAGCACCUCGCGCUGCAUCUUGAUACGCUCCUCGAGUUCCUUGAUUUCCUCUUCUUGCUCGUCGAUGGAGCGAUCCAUGUCUGGCAGCUGGCGCAUCUGCGUGCGGGCGCGCUGGAGCUUGUGCUUCAGCGCGUCGGUCUGAGCGGGCACAUCCUUGAGGGACAGCGGGGCGUUGGGACUGGCACCGAGGGGGUUCGGGGUCGCGCCAGGGCCGGUGCCUGCGGGCGUGGCGCCGGUGAUGCCACCGACGGAGCCGGAGGUCUGGAUCGCGGUGCGAAGGCGGGUGAGGAUGCCUGUCAGCUCGGUGAGGGUGUCGAGGGCGUCGGGGGAGAGGGUGGAGGGGAGCUCGAGGGGGUGAGGCGGCAUUUUGGGGCCGUGGGUGUUUCGAGAUGA
Colletotrichum spaethianum is the source of this 1650-nucleotide messenger RNA. Its product is annotated as tubulin-specific chaperone E. Gene Ontology annotation, biological process: tubulin complex assembly; post-chaperonin tubulin folding pathway. The record is from RefSeq and is a predicted model, not a curated record. The coding region runs from base 1 to 1650 and encodes 549 amino acids. Gene Ontology annotation, molecular function: tubulin binding. The transcript has 5 exons. Lineage: Eukaryota; Fungi; Ascomycota; Sordariomycetes; Glomerellales; Glomerellaceae. Gene Ontology annotation, cellular component: cytoplasm.